ACUAGUACAGCGCUGAGUGACAGUCCUGCUCCUCCUCGGUAGCUGCUCCGCUCCGCUCCUCACUACAGCUACAGGACCAGAGCCGAGCAGGGCAGGGGUGGGGGGACAUACUGACAGACAGACAGACAGACAGACAGUGUGAAGCAGGAUGGGCUCUGUACUCUGUGAUGUGCAGUAAAUGGGAUUAAACCGCUCAGACAGCGCUUGGAAACACUCGCAGCAGUAGUAGUAGUAGUAGUGGAGAGUAGGGGGAGCUCCGCACCGCGCCGCGCCGCAUGUGGUUCUCCCUGUGCGCCGUUCGUACGAGAGGAAAAACAACCAGAAAGAAGAAGGAAACUAAGUAUUUCUGCAGCCCCCCAUUCAGGUUUAACCUCCGGGACUCGCAGUAGCAGCAAACCCAAAAAGCCGACCCCUGCCUCCCCUCUCACAUGCCUGCGUUGAUGUGGGAGAGAGGGAGGGGAGCGGAGCCGGGGGAUGUUUGAAUUACCUCGCUAAACUUGCAGAAAUACUACAAGAGGGGAAGAGAUAAAAAAAAAACACAAGUUGUGGAGACCUUAAGGGAGAUACUGGUUGUCAUGGAGAGCCAAGUGUGCGAGAACCAGAGUUGCGAGGACGUGCGGAAGAGCGGCUACCUCCGCAAGCAGAAGUCCAUGCACCGGCGGUACUUCGUGCUCCGCGCCGCCUCGGAGCGCGGCCCGGCCCGCCUGGAGUACUACGAGAGCGAGAAGAAAUUCCGCGGCAAGGCCCCCGUCCCGAAGAAAGCCGUGGCCCUGGAAACCUGCUUCAACAUCAACAAGCGGGCCGACUCCAAGAACAAGCACAUGAUCGUGCUCUACACCCGCGCCGAGAGUUUCGCCAUCGCCGCGGAGAACGAGGCGGACCAGGACGAGUGGUACCAGGCCAUGGUAGACCUGCAGUGCAAAAGUAAGAACCCCACUGACUGUGGAGCUGCGGGGGACUAUGGUGUUCCCAAUCCUGGGCCAGCCUUCAAAGAGGUGUGGCAGGUGAAGGUGUGGCCCAAAGGUCUAGGUCAGGCCAAGAACCUGGUGGGCAUCUAUCGCCUUUGCCUGACUGACAAAACAGUUAACUUUGUCAAGCUCAAUUCUGAUGCUGCUGCGGUGGUGCUGCAGUUGAUGAACGUCCGACGCUGCGGACAUUCAGAAAACUUCUUCUUUGUUGAGGUGGGCCGCUCUGCUGUGACAGGCCCGGGCGAGUUCUGGAUGCAGGUGGAUGAUUCAGUGGUCGCCCAGAACAUGCAUGAAACCUUGCUGGAAGCCAUGAAGGCGCUGAGCGAGGAGUUUCGUCAACGGAGCAAAUCUCAGUCAAACUCUGGCCCUGGAGGAGGUGCCACUGCCUCGAACCCCAUCAGUGUUCCAUCUCGUCGCCACCACCCAAACCCUCCUCCCAGUCAGGUGGGCUUCACCCGCCGGCCCAGAACUGAGCCUCCUGGAGGAGCUAACAGUGGAGCAGGGGUCAGCAGUGCCAAUGCUUCUCCCACCCCACGGCACAGCUUCCCGAGGUCUCGCACUGCCAGUGAUGGGGGUAAAGGUGAUGAGGGGACCAUACCACUCCCAGGGCCAGGCUCCAAUCCCUCUACCAACGGCUCUUGCUCUACCACCCCAAUCCUCAGGUCAAAGUCAGCCCGCUCAGCCUCCACCACAGCUGCUAAAACUCCUCUUGGGCUGAUGCGCUCCAUCUCCACCCCGGCACCCUCCCCAGCCCCAAGCCUCUCUUCUAGCUCUGGGCAUGGGUCAGAGUUUGGUGGCGUAGCAUCAUCUGCUGGGCCUGGGCCUGGGUCUGGUGCUUACAGUCGUGUACCAACACAUCGCGCCUCCGUCUCCGGCUCACCCAGUGACUAUGGCUCCUCAGAUGAAUAUGGCUCCAGUCCUGGGGAUCACACGCUCCUCCCCUCCCCCAGCCUUCCCGGAAGCUCUGUCGGUAGUGUCAGCAGCCAGUCCCUUAGCGAGGAGGGAGCCAAUUAUAUUUUAAUGGGCCAACGUAGUGGUGGUUGCAGCGGCAGCAGUAAUCAAGGGAGCUUGAUGUCCAGCUCCAUGCCAGCACCAGGAACACCAGCCUGUGGCUCUCAGCCUCAGACCCGGAGAGUGCUGCGUCGCUCCUCCAGCCGUGAAUGUGAAGCUGAACGUAGGCUGCUGAGCAAGAGGGCUUCCUUACCUCCUAUGGCCCUGGAGAGACUGGCCCCGCAGCAGCGCAGAGGUGAGGAGCCGGCAGAUGAAGACUCAGCCGACUAUGCUAUCAUGUCGAGAAGCACCAGCCGCGAGUCAUUUACCUCCAUCUCCUCUUCCACACAGAGGGAAUCCGUCAUGGGUGCUGGGUCAGCAGGGGGAGGAGGAGGGUACUUGGAUGUAGCUGGGGAGUUCAAAGGUGAAGGGGGUGGUGGGGCAGGUGGAGGUGUCGAUUUAGGUGUGGACAAUGGGUACAUGUCCAUGCUGCCCGGAGUCACUCAGCCUCCAGUAUCCAUGUCCCAAUCACUGGCUGUCUCUGUCCCCGAUUCAGAUUCCAAACCUGCUGAUGAUUACAUGGCCAUGACCCCUAACAAUAGCGUGUCCCCUCCACAGCAGAUCCGGCCUCCACCAACCUCUGAUGGCUAUAUGAUAAUGUCCCCCAAUAGCAGCUGCUCCCCCGAUCAGCGUGGGGGUCUCUCUGGAGGGGCUUGGGUGGGCAGUGGCAGUGCUGACAGCAGGGCGGGCAGUGACUAUAUGAACAUGUCUCCAAUCAGCGCACGCUCUGUAAAUGGUAGCCCCCCACCUCCUGAGCACACCAAUCAUUUGGAGACCAGUUCUCAACAGCAAGCCCCCAAGAUGGUAUACUCAUACUAUUCCCUUCCCCGGUCGUACAAACAUAACCCCUCCACCGGACACUUUGACGAUGGGCCUGGACGUGGCAGAAGGCCCAACGGGAGUGGUGUUAGGGGAAUGGGAGGAGGAAGGACUAUGGGAGGUCGUCAGGAGCAACUAGCCGCAGGCAAUUCAGUGGUUGGACGCCACCUGUCACUCUCCUCUUCCUCAUACUCCUCCAGCUCAGCCAGCAGCGAGAGCCUAGGGGAGAGCGAGGACAGAGCUACCCAGGCUGUGAGCCCCAUGGCUGGGGGAACUCAGUCCAAAGAUGGGAAUAAGCUCCAGCAAAGACGGGGCUCUGGUGGGGUAUCAAAGCACGGUAACCACUCUAGAAGCAGACCAGUAAGUCUGUUUGUUGAUGUAUCCAAGGCUAACACCCUUCCUAGGGUCCGUGAGAACCCUCUGCCUCCAGAACCUAAGAGCCCUGGGGAGUAUGUCAGUAUCGAGUUUAAGGGGGAGAAGUGCAGUCAGGCUGGGGUUGGAGGAGGACGUGGCAGGGGUCUCAGGCAUGGCUUAUCGCUGCCUCAUGGUUCAAGCAGCCAGCAUCCUCAACACAGGCCUAUUUCUUGCUCAGGGAACUUUAUCCCCCUCUCCCGUAGCCCUUCUGCCCCCAUUACUCCCCCGGCUGCCUCUGAGUAUGUCAACAUGGACCUGGGCCCUUCUCCGUCCCCCUCGCCCCUCUCCCUUACCCCACUGGUUUUCCCAUCUUUCCACACACCUCCCACGCCCCCAACUUUGGCUCAUGCUCCCAAGGCCUGCGAUGAAGUAACAACUGGCCCUCCUGAAGAGGUGGCGGAGGCGGCUGAAGCACCACUUAGAAAAAGCAGAGAAAGUGUUCCAUCAGUGACUGAAUCUGAGUCCCCUACAUCCUGUGGUGACUACACAGAGAUGGCCUUCAGCUUGAAUAACAACACCGUCCCUAGGUCAUCAUCCAGUGUCUCUCCCAAAGCUCCUUCCCCCACCAGGACUGAUCCUUCUGUACCAGUGCUAUCACGGGGUCUAGACUUUCCUCUAGCCAAACCAGGGCCCAACCCAGAUCAUGGGGCAAAAGUUAUCCGGGCCGACCCCCAAGGACGCAGACGGCACUGCUCAGAAACCUUUCUUGCCGCGCCCUCCCUCCCCACCUCUAGCUCUACUUCCUCUUCUUCAACUGCCUCCCUCUUCCCAGAACAUGCCCAAGCUGUGGCCCGCCGGCUGGGCCUUGAAAGCAUGCUGUGGGGGAAUGGUGCUGUGACUGAUACCCCCACUCAAUUCCCUCUCCCUGGACAGCAGUCCAUUCCCACAAACACUCAGACUUCCUCAACAGAGCAAGGCCUUAACUACAUAGACUUGGACUUGGCCAACAAAGAGAGUCCCCAUUUGGGCCUGGAUGGGCCCUCAGGUAACCAGGCCCCCACUCGCCUCUUCUCUGUGCUGGGUGGAAGUUCUGGGGUAGGGGGAGUGGGCGCAGCAGUUGGCAGCAGCAGCAGCUCCAACCUCAACACGUACGCCAGCAUCGACUUCUACAAAUCAGAGGAGCUGCGGACGCAUCAGAAUGGAAACAAGGAGGGUACAGAGUGCUGAUGUCAGUGCAUCGUCCUUGGGGAAACAAUCUGGUACCACUCAGAGAGCUUCAAAGCUUUGCCUGUUCGUCCUGUGACAACCAAUCAUGUUGGGAGAGCAGCUGGAUAGGACACGCCCCACCCCCACCGCCUCCCUCCCCCCCCCCCCCCC
Molecule: messenger RNA, 4568 nt
Organism: Thunnus maccoyii (southern bluefin tuna)
Lineage: Eukaryota; Metazoa; Chordata; Actinopteri; Scombriformes; Scombridae
Product: insulin receptor substrate 1-B
Exons: 4
Coding region: 576-4418 (1280 amino acids)
Biological process (GO): insulin receptor signaling pathway
Cellular component (GO): plasma membrane; cytosol
Molecular function (GO): phosphatidylinositol 3-kinase binding; insulin receptor binding
Source: RefSeq, a predicted model, not a curated record